Amphibalanus amphitrite is the source of this 3113-nucleotide messenger RNA. RefSeq lists its product as uncharacterized. The transcript has 9 exons. NCBI's taxonomy places the organism in Eukaryota, Metazoa, Arthropoda, Thecostraca, Balanomorpha, Balanidae. The record is from RefSeq and is a predicted model, not a curated record. Bases 140 to 2407 code for a protein of 755 amino acids.
UUGUCCGUGAAGUGGUCUUGAAGUUCACGGAGGCGGCAUCUCACUCUGACUCCACUCCGAGGCUGCUGCGAAUUGCUGAACGUUGCUGUCGAGGGUGAAUAGAUGACCCGGCCGCUGCCGGCCGGCUGCCGCGCAGUGCAUGGACGGCUGUGUAGGCGGGGCGUCGCCCCGGCCGCUCAGCGCCACACCCGUGGUCCGACAGGUGGGCGUCUACCUGCCGGCUCUGGACGAGCUCGGGGGACAGCUGCAGCAGCUCGAGCCGACACUCAACAGCUAUGUUUCGCGUGAGUUUCCGCUGCUGCACAGCCGGGAGUCGGUGGUGUACAGUCUUCCCAGCGUCUACAUACCAUCGGAGAAACACCAGGCGUCGGAGGCGGAGCGGAUCGUGUUCGAACUGCUGCGGGGCUUGCACGCGCCCGGUCUGGGCGUGCUGUUCUUCCAUGGUCGCCAUUACGCGGGUCGCACGGCCAAGCACACCUCGGGCAGCAACCUCAUCACCCGAGAGCACGACUACGUGGUGCUGGUGCGCUACCACGACCGGCACUUUAUCCUGCUGGCCGAGGUGAAGUCCACGUCGGACUCGCAGUCGGAGAUGCUGAAGACGUCCAACGCGCGUGAGGUCAAGGACCAGAAGCGGUCGGCGCUGAACCAGCUGCGCCGGCACCGUGAGGUGCUCGCCCAGCAGCUCAAUAUCGGUGAGGAGUGCAUCCCCGGCUUCAUCCUGUGGCCUUUCCUGUGCGGUCGCUCGGUGGACGUGCGCACCAACCAGACCAACGCGCGCUGGCAGGCCGAGGACUUCCACCUGUUCUGCGACACACUGGCCUCGGGCGAGCUGUUCAACCGCUGGUUCGUGCAGCGACUCGCCUGCACUCCCGACCUGCCGCUGGCCGACUGGAACAAACUACUCCACAGGUUCCUGCUGCUGUCCUGCGGCGCCUCUGUCCGGGAGCUGGGCGGCGAGCUCGACUUUGCCAUGAGCCAGGACAUGGACCGCACGGUGGCUCUGCUCUCUGUGACGCAGCACCGGCUGCUCCACUCGGGCCCCCAGCCGCUGGAGCCGGGCACCGUACACCCGCUGGUCAUACAGGGCGCCGCCGGCACCGGCAAGACGCUCAUCAUGAUGAAGAAGAUCGAGAUGUUGCACAAUAUGGGCCAGCUGGGCCCGGACAGCCAGGCGCUGUUCCUGUGCUACUGGCCCGGUAUUCGAAUGGAGGUGGUGCAGCGACUGCAGCGGCUGGGCAUUGAGCACGUCGUCACUCAGAGGAUUAGCAUCAGCAACGACUGGUUCGUGCGCUGGUGCCGCCAGCAGAGCGCAGGGUUCCGGCACGUGUUUGUGGACGAGCUGGAGAGCGUGCUCAUCUCACCGCUCUGCGCGCAGAUCGUGGACGAGAUCGCCGCGCUCUAUGUGCGGGGAAACGCGGCUGUGCGGCGCGCCAGCACUGGCAGCGAGCCGGGCCGAGUGAACGGUAUGGGACACCCGCUGAACGGCGGCGGAGAGGGCAGUGGGGACAGCGGCGACGACGGCCGGGUGCGGGGCGGGCGGGACGCGGCGCCGGAGCCCGCGCCGGCCGACACGCCGGAGCCGAUGGAGCUGGACGCCGGCUGCUGCGGCACGUGCCACACGAUCCGACAGCGCACGGACGCGGCGGCGGCGGCGGCGGGCGGCGGCGGCGGCGCGCCCGGCUCCGGCGGCGCCGUGGACCUGGCGCUGGGCCACUUCUGGGUGUCGGUGGACGAGAACCAGCGCACGGUGCCGGCCGUGUUCCGUUCGGUGUGCAUCCCUCCCGAGCCGCACCUGCGCCUCACCAGUGUCUACCGCAGCACGCGCAACGUGUUCAACCUGUUCAGGAGCCUGUGCGACUGCGCCGCCGACCUGAGCGUAGCACACGCGGUGGACGGUCCGCCAGUGUUCUGGGUGGACCUGGCCCAGUUCACUGACAACACGGCCGCCGUCGCCGCGCUCGUGGUCGACCUCACCGGCGCCAAGGGCUUUCAGCCGUGCGACAUCUGCGUGAUGCCGUUCUUCGACGACAACAGCGUGGACGUGGAGGCGCUGAACGGGCGGCUGCGCGCCGGCUACCAGCCCGGCAGUCUGGUACCGCAGGCGGUGCGCGGUGUGGAGGCGCUGCUCGAGGCGCGCGACCGCUCCCUCUUCUGCGUCACCUGGCUGCUGCGCAUGAAGGGCCUCGAGUGCCCGGUGGUGGUGCUUGUGCUACCCGCCGAGGACGUGGACGUGACGGACGUGCUGGACCAGCGCAAGCUGUACACGAUGAUGUCGCGCUGCACGUGCCUGCUGCUGCUGCUGAGCCACCGCGAGGUGGUGUCCCAGCUGGACCCCAGCGGCCGCGUGCGCCAGUACUGUUUCAGCGAGGUGACGCUGUGCGGGGCGGCCGACGCGCCCAGCUGAUAGUCGGCUGCGCGCCGUGACGGUGCUACUGUCCGUGACGCGCCCGCGUGACCGCCGUGACGCGCCCGUGUGACCGCCUUGAUGUUUCGUUGGGGACGCAGUGGCCAGGGCCGGCCGGUAACCGAUCUAUGCCUUUCCUGUCGCGGUGUAUGAACAGGGACGAUGUCUUGCCUUGAGAACCCUGCAGGCUUACGAAGUAGCCAUUUUAUGCGAAAACUGGACGGAUAGUGUUGACCCGUUUUCAGAUUUUGUGAUAUUAGCGCCGUUGUUUUUAUUAUGCAUGCCGGUGUCUGAUGCAGCCUUGUGUUACGCCGUAGUGAGCCAUGUUUGUGUUUUACGCGCGCGCGUGCGUUGGACGCGCCUUAUUGGGCGUCUGUAUGUGAUGAACCACGGCUGGGAGCAAGGGCAUGACUGCGGGAAGGGAGGGGGUGCUCGGGGAGUUCCUACAACGUUUUACCUGUGGACGACUGUUUUCGGCGCGGCCUGGGAGCGGCCGCGUCUCCCGUGUACACCCGCCCUGCACGCGGGAGUGCUAGUAAUUUGUCAGCUGUGCCUCGACGCGGCCCUCCGGCCCGCCCGGUCUGUUUUUAGACAUGUCGACUCUAUUGUGCGGCCAAAUCUCCGGAACGAGGCGGGUGCGACGGCGGGCGGCCGUCGCCGGCCGCGUGUCCGCUGCAAUACAGGCUGUUUGGAAGUGGAGCGGACA